Molecule: messenger RNA, 5792 nt
Organism: Caretta caretta (loggerhead turtle)
Lineage: Eukaryota; Metazoa; Chordata; Testudines; Cheloniidae
Gene: OLFML2A
Product: olfactomedin like 2A
Biological process (GO): signal transduction
Source: RefSeq, a predicted model, not a curated record
CCGCCGCGCUGGGGCCCCGCCGGGCCAUGGGGGCGCUCGGGCUGGCCGCGCUGCGCCUCUCGCUGCUCGCCGCCGCGGCGCGGGCCGCCAGCCAGGUGUUUGGUGACAUGGACCAAGUGCGGAUGACGUCCGAGGGCUCUGACUGCCGCUGCAAGUGCAUCCUGCGGCCUCUCAGCAAGGAUGCCUGCAGCCGCAUCAAGGAUGGCAGCCUGCGGGCGGAGGAUUUCUACACGGUGGAGACGGUGAGCUCGGGGACAGACUGCAAGUGCUCCUGCACGGCCCCACCCUCCUCGCUCAGCCCCUGCGAGAACGAGUGGAGGAUGGAGAAGCUGAAGAAGCAGGCUCCAGAUCUCUUCAAGCUCCAGUCCAUGGUUGACCUGCUGGAGGGAACACUGUACAGCAUGGAUUUGAUGAAGGUCCAUUCAUACAUCAACAAGGUGGUCUCCCAAAUGAAUACUCUGGAGGAGACCAUCAAGACCAACCUGAGCAGGGAGAAUGACUUCAUGAAGGAGAGCGUCGUUCACCUGACCAACCAGAUGAAGCGCUAUGAGAACUAUUCUGACAUCAUGAUCAGCAUCAAGAAAGAGAUCUCCAACCUGGGCUACCAGCUGCUGCAGAAGGACGCUGCCGCUGUCCCUGAGAGCAAGGCCCAGGACACGGCCGGGGGCAAAGGCAAGGAGGCGAGCAAGUACCCCAGCGCCCGCAAGAGCCUGGGGGACAAGGCAGCUGUGAGAGUCCCCAAGGCAAAGCUGCCAAAAACGGAGAAGCCCAAGAAGGAGAGCCUGAGGGUCAGACCGGGCGCAUCGCAGCCCACCCCCAAGCCCAGGCCCUCCGGUCACCAGCAAACGGUGAUCCGGGGCAUCACCUACUACAAGGCUGCCAAGCAGGAGGAGGCCGAGGGCCUGGUCAGCAACCGAGAAAGCCCCGGGAAGGGGAGCCCUUGGAUGGACCGGCCGGAGGAGAGAAACCCCGAGUCUUACGCUGCUGCAGAGGCCCAGGGGAGAGUCGGCGAGCAGGUGGAGACCACCUCUGCCCACUCCACCCGGGCCCCCAGCACCACCCGGGCCCCCAGCACCACUACCCAGAGCCCACCAGUCACCGUCCUCUCCAUGGGGGACAAUGCUGAAGGCACCGAGAGGCUGGAAGCGCCUAACCAAGCAGUGAAAGAGGUGCAGUGUGAGGGCACCAUCAAGUCUGUGGAGCCCCCCGUGGAACACCACAGCUACGGGCGUAACGAGGGGGCGUGGAUGAAGGACCCCGCGGCCAGAGACGACAGGAUCUACGUCACCAAUUAUUACUAUGGCAACAACCUGGUGGAGUUCAGGAGCCUCGACAACUUUAAGCAAGGUCGUUGGAGCAACCUGUACAAGCUCCCUUACAACUGGAUCGGGACCGGCCAUGUGGUCUACCAGGGAGCGUUUUACUACAACCGCGCCUUCACCAAGAACAUCAUCAAGUACGACCUGAAGCAGCGCUUCGUGGCUGCCUGGGCCCUGCUGCCCAACGUGAUGUACGAGGACACCACGCCCUGGAAGUGGAGGGGCCACUCAGACAUCGACUUUGCAGUCGACGAGAGCGGGCUGUGGGUCAUUUACCCUGCAGUGGACUAUGACUACUCCCAGCUGGAGGUGAUCGUCCUGAGCAAGCUGGACCCCAGUGACCUCUCCGUGAAGAGGGAGACCACCUGGAAGACAGGCCUCAAGCGCAACUCCUAUGGGAACUGCUUCAUCGUCUGUGGCAUCCUGUAUGCCGUGGAUGUGUACAGCCAGAAGGAUGGGCAGAUCUCCUAUGCCUACGACACCCACACGGGCACUGAGGCCAACCUCAAGCUGCCCUUCCUCAACAAGUACUCCUUCACCACGCAGAUUGACUACAACCCCAAGGAGAAGGUCCUCUAUGCCUGGGACAACGGCCACCAGGUGACCUACAGACUGCACUUUGUGGUCUGAGCAGCGGGCCCUGUGUCUCGGCGUAGGUUGGUCCUACAACAUCAAGCACUUUUAGCUGUGUGUCCAGGGGCAAGGCGCCUCCGUGUGCCUUACACCACUUCUGCACUUGGGCUGCAAACAAAUCCACACACUUGCGCACCCCCUGCCACGGACCUCUAACUGCUUUUGUGAGUCAGUCGUUGCCGGAAAACAGGCAAACUGGCCUGGUGCAGCCAGGCCUUGGCCAGGAUCAGUGCCUUGCAGGAGAAGACCUCUGUGCUGCCCCAGCACCCAAUCCAAAGAGCUCUCUAACUAGGGUGACCAGAUGUCCUGAUUUUAUAGGGACAGUCCCGAUUUUCGGGCCUUUUUCUUAUAUGGGUACCUAUUACCCCCAACACUCUGUCCUGAUUUUUCAUACUUGCUGUCUGGUCACCCUAUCUCCAACCAGCCAAAUCCCAUUCCCCUCCUAAGAUCAGCCUUAGCCCCUCUCCCUGGAUCCUCCAGAGCCAAGUGGUAGCUGGGGGAAGGUGCAAAUGGGAUCUCUCCCUAGGUUUCUAACACCAGCCAUUUGCUCAGCAUCUUGGGCUCAGCUUUCCACCCUUCUUGUCUAAGUCCAGUGCUAAAGUAUUGUGCAUGCAGAUUUUACAUGGUGGGUAGAGGUAACAGGGACGUCAUUUCUCUACGUUCCAGCCCUAGCUUGGAGGCAGGGGGAAGAAUUUCCCAUACACCAUCCACCAGAAGCACAGUCAUUGGUGGUAUUAAUUCACUCAGUCCCCACAAAGCAUUGGACCCAUUCUCCUCCAUCACCAAUCCAUGGCUUUAAGCCCUUUUCAUUCAGUGGUCAGCGUGUUUCAGCCUCCUAGAUUCAUUCCUGAAAGCCAUCUUGGCAUUUGCUGAAAUGGCUUGUCUCAUGCAACCAAACCUAAAUGGCUAGGAGACCUCUUUCUGUAAGCCCUGGUGCUGACAUCAGGGACUAGGAACUUUGCUGGGAACUGGGUGCCCAUGAAUUUCCAGGCUGGUCCACAUAAGGCAAGGUCUUAUUUAAAGUAUCAGCCAUCCGGCCGCUGAUCUGUACUCUGCAUUGUCUCCUGUAAAUAGCGACCCCCCUAUGUAUUCCUGUACAAAGCUGUAGCUUAUGGUGCCAAGUGCCAGGUUUUUGAGUGGUGUUGCUCCCUUCUCCACAUCUGUCCACUGCCCAAGCCAGUGUGGGGUGAGCAGAGCUCUCACUGCAUGUAAAUGUGGAAGGGACUGAGCUAUUUCUGAGCGCCCUGCGGGAGGGAGGGGUUUCCUCUGGCUCUGCACUGCAAUUGUCACCCCAGGGGUUUGACCAUCUUGGGUUGCUAGCAGGAAUUAGGAUCCUUUUCCUUUAUUCCCCUUUCUGCUGCCAGUCACUUUGUUACGUUCACAGGGUGACCAGCACCUGCUACAGCCCACCAAGCAGAAAUGCAGGCACCGGGUCUCAGAGUGACUUGGUGACACGGGCAUCAUGCCCCAGGCCCAGAGAACUUGCCAUGGAGCCCACACAGUGCCCACUCUGCCCAGAGCCUGUCUGCUACCUUCAAGGUAUUUCAUGUGCAUAAAAUUUGCAACAUCAGCAUUCUUCGUAGCAGAACAUCCCCUGCGGUCCCACUGUUUCCCUUCCCCUUACAGGUUCUAAGUCUUGGUUGCCUUCCCUCAAUCCUGUCUGAGAAUGGCUAGAUACAUGGUCUACUCCAGAGCCCACCAACAGCUGGUGGUCAGCCCCUGGUGACAUGGCUGCCUGCAGUAGAGAUCCAAAGGGGAAUGAAAGACACAGCAGCCAACUAGAUGAAUUCAGCUACAGGAGCAGAAGAAUCUCUCAAAGCGAGAGACUAGCUCAAACCAGCUGUCCCAGCACUUCACCCAGCAAGCAGACUGGCAGCGCCCACAACCAAUUUAGCUUCCUGGCAGCAUUCCCUCCUCAGAACUCACUGUCACCGGCCCAGGGCAGAACACUUUGCUAAGGGUGUGUAAGAGCUGGCUUUGCCAAACUGGCCUUUCGUGGGUAGUGCAUACAGCACUGCUCCCUGCCCCUCUGCCGGAGCCCACGCCGAGUGCCCCUAACCAGCACCACCAUGCACUCCCCAGGGACAGUGGUCGAGAGAAUAUUUUUAGGUCUGUGUAUCUGCCUUGUAACAUAACUCAGCAAGAAGGAGGGAGCAGCACCAUAUACCCAGCCAGUCCCCCACGGCCCCAGCAAGCGCUGUGUGCUUUGGGCCAUCUGUGUGAUCCCCGAUGGCUGGGUGUCCAUGGGAUAAGCUUGGUGCCAGUGUGGCCUUCCCCACAACAAAGUGCAGUAAGCAGACACUGCUACUGUGUUCGAUAGCAAUUUGCAAGCACGAGAGGCUGGUCCACUCUGUGCCCUAAGCCCAGGGGGCCAGCACAGCCCGGGCUCCAGGACCAUCAGGUAUUUCCCACACCCAGGCCCAGGCUCACCAGCAGGGUCCAGACAGACGUUCGAAUUCUGAGUCGGGUGCUACAUUUUUUUUUCUAGCUCAGAGGAAGGUUAUCAAGCCAAAGCUGGCUGAGGCAAGAAGGGCAGACAUUGGCACUGACUCCCAGCUCCUAAAGCACUAUUAGCCUGUGACACAGAUGGCUUUGAUCUUGCCUGGGGCUGGCCCAUUACUAACACAGAGGUUUGCACAGCAACGCCUUUCCCGAGGGGAAGGUUCACUGCGCUUCCCAGCAUGGAGCACGGGCUGUUUUCCUUUGCUCGCCAUUGCAAAGAGCGGAGUGUGGUUUGUAAUCUCUCUGCUCUCCCUGGCACAGCCUGAGUUCACAGCCUAUGCCUGAUACUCCAGCUGAGCGGAGUGGGAGCAUCACCAGGCACUCGGACAAUCUCUGAGAGUUUUGCCCGAGCCCUGCUAAACUCUCCCCCAUUCUGGGCGUCCCCAGGACAUCUGGGUGGGGCAGAUGCUGCCAGGUCUCCUGGUCCCACUGCUGGAGUCAGUCAACAGCAGAGCCUCGGGCAGCUCUUGUCAGCCACAAGCUUUCCCGCCCCGAUGUCCCUGAGCAGCUCUGUCCCCAGGAAGGUGGAGGCUGGGGAGAGCAGCUCUUGCCUCACACACCGCAGUGCUGGGGAAGGCCGUGAGGAGGAAGAGGGGUGUCAGGGGUGCUGGUUGAAUAGGGAGGCUGCUCAGGGCUGCAAUCACACCUAAGCUCUCCUGUGCUGAGCACUAGAGGCAGGUGACCUCCACAAUUCUGGGGAGUGCAGCACCCCUUCCAAUACCCCCUUGCACCUCUCAAUGGGAAGAGUUUUUCCAGCAGCUCUUCCAGCCAGGCUGCUCCUGGAGUCCCAUGGCAACCCCAUUGGGACCACCGUCAAAAUGCAUUUCCUUGAAUGUUGUAGCUGCCCAGGCGUACAAAUGCCUUAGUGUGCCACUUACAGGUGCCGCAAAUCGGCCUUACCCUAAUGCCCCAAGGGCAGGGGUUUGAGAGCGCUCUGGCAAGAGGGGUUUAUUUGGGUUACUUAGUCCCGGCAUAAGCAGCAACCAUCAACUGCUAGUUUAGAAAAUGUGAUGAAGCCAUCUCUGCUUUCUGCAGCUCCUUAGCUUACCACUGACAUGCACUCAGGGCAGCAACCCAGAACCCUCUCACCUGGCAAAUGAAGGCUCUCCAUUGCUGGCUGUGCUGGGUGUGAACUCCACUUAGAUUAAUGAUGCCUGGAAAAGGAAUAAGGCUGCAAAUGGCAAGCCGUGUAUGUUGUUCAGAUGGCGUUUGCUGCGUUCACAGGCUCCCAGCCGUUGAGGGAGGGGUCUGUGGCUAGAAGCAGGGAGUGCUUGGCUUGAUUUCCAGUCAUUCUUAGAAGUGAACCAUAAUAAAAAAAUAACAGGAUGAAAAACCCAA